CCAGGUACUGUUUCCGGCCAAAAAUCUCCUGUCAUUCAACUUCAUCGCUGUUUUGUUUCAGUCUGGUUUUGUAGUACCUGAAGAAAUGGUUGCCGGAAGAGAAAAAUUACUUGCAAUUUAGAAGGGCUCGGAUCAAGCUUGCUCAACAGUCAAUUACCAUUUUCGCAGAUCCGAAUCGCCCAAGCCAAGCGGAACAAAAAGAUAAAAUCCCAAAACACGAAAGCCAUGGUAGUUGCGAGUUCCAAUCCCCACAACAAGGAGAUGCAAAUCCGUAGAAGAAUAAACAACAUAUACAAUAAAAGAGAGGAGGAUUUCUCAUCACUGAGAGAAUACAAUGAUUACUUGGAAGAAGUGGAAGAUAUGAUUUUUAAAUUGAUUGAAGGAAUUGAUGUUCAAGCUAUUGAAGAACAGAUUAAUAAGUAUCAGAAGGAAAAUGCUGAGCUGAUUAUGAUCAAUCAAGCUCGGAAGGCUGAAGAUUUAGCUGCAGCAAUGGCAGCAAGCAAGGGACUUCCUGCACAUGCCGAUACUGAUGGGAGCUCUCAAACUGCGUUCGCAGCCGGUGCUCAAGGUCAAUAUGCGCCAACUGUUGCUGGAGGGCAACCACGACCAACAGGCAUGGCACCACAACCUGUGCCACUUGCCAGCGGGCUGGAUAUGCACGGUUAUGCUUUUGAUGAUGAGGAGAUGAUGAGGCUCCGAGCAGAAAGAGGUGGAAGAGCUGGGGGAUGGAGUAUAGAGUUGAGCAAGAAGAGAGCGCUGGAAGAAGCCUUUGCGAGCAUAUGGGUUUGAUGGGCCACAUGCCACCAUGGAUGGGGACUGUAAAACAAUCAUGCCCAAGGACAUUCAGUUGGCCCGUAGGAUCAGAGGCGAGCGUGCUUAAGUGCAAAAUCUCACUUGCAAUUAAGCAAUUCUUGUGUGCUUUUUGUAGACGUAUUUGUUCAUUUAUUAAGUGGAUAAAAAGAUGGGUUGAUGGUAGUUUUGUUUGUUUCAUUAUCU
This is a messenger RNA of Hibiscus syriacus, 996 nucleotides long. RefSeq lists its product as uncharacterized. Gene Ontology annotation, cellular component: transcription factor TFIIH holo complex. The record is from RefSeq and is a predicted model, not a curated record. The coding region runs from base 226 to 789 and encodes 187 amino acids. Gene Ontology annotation, biological process: regulation of transcription by RNA polymerase II; DNA repair; regulation of cyclin-dependent protein serine/threonine kinase activity. Lineage: Eukaryota; Viridiplantae; Streptophyta; Magnoliopsida; Malvales; Malvaceae. The transcript is spliced from 5 exons.